AUGGGCAUGUCCUACCGUCGUUACCUCACCGGCGAGCGCAUCUACGGCUGCUCGACAUGCAAGACCCAUCUCGCGACCAUCCACUCUAUGAUCUCAAGAGCAUUCAAUGGCCAGCACGGCAGAGCUUACCUAUUCGACGGUGUUGUUAAUGUCGAUGAGGGCGAGCCCUGCGACCGGCCCAUGACAACGGGCAAUCACACCGUCCGCGACAUCUACUGCGUCAAAUGCGGUACCACAUUAGGAUGGAAAUAUGACCGAGCCUACGAAACCAGCCAGAAGUACAAAGAGGGCAAGUACAUCCUCGAGCGCAAUCUCCUCGUCGACGUCCAGUAG
Messenger RNA from Pleurotus ostreatus (oyster mushroom), 333 nucleotides. RefSeq lists its product as uncharacterized. The transcript has 4 exons. Lineage: Eukaryota; Fungi; Basidiomycota; Agaricomycetes; Agaricales; Pleurotaceae. Bases 1 to 333 code for a protein of 110 amino acids. Gene Ontology annotation, cellular component: ubiquitin ligase complex. The record is from RefSeq and is a predicted model, not a curated record.